Molecule: messenger RNA, 4310 nt
Organism: Anarrhichthys ocellatus (wolf-eel)
Lineage: Eukaryota; Metazoa; Chordata; Actinopteri; Perciformes; Anarhichadidae
Gene: ghdc
Product: GH3 domain containing
Exons: 12
Coding region: 160-2046 (628 amino acids)
Cellular component (GO): cytoplasm
Molecular function (GO): acid-amino acid ligase activity
Source: RefSeq, a predicted model, not a curated record
UCAGCGCUACAGGCUGCGACCCAAACACGGAAGUGACUCAAAGCUCUACGAAAGCAAAGGUUCAGGCUCUUCUGUUGUCAGAAAAAAUGCGACAUACACGUUAUUAUUCAUGUGAACAGUUAGAAACACAGAAACGUUAAGUCGCAUUGUUUGCUGAAGAUGGCUUUCUCUUGGGUUCUUGUUGCGGUGUUAUCGUUUGUUCUCGCCAUCAUUGGGCACAUCCUGGUGAUGCCGCCUUCACUGCCCUCCGUCCUCGGCGGUACCGUCGGUGUGUGCUCCCUGGCCGGGAUGGCGCUCAUCUGGAGGGACGUGAGCUCGAGGAUGAAGGGUGAGGGCCGGACGCUGGGCAGUCUGCUCAGCCAGUAUCUGGCGGUGAAGGGUGUGGGCUGGCUGGGCAGGCAGCAGAGAAAGAAGCUCGAAGCCGAUACUCUCAACGUGAAGCUAGUCCAGGAGCAGACUCUGCUGAAGCGCCUGCGCAAAAACGCAGACACAUGUUAUGGAAGACAGUACGACUUCAACUCAAUUACAGACAGCGUUGGCUUCCGAGCGCGUCACCCCAUCACCACAUACGAGCACUACCGCGAGCUCAUCAGACGCAUCGCGACAGGAGAGGAGAAGGUGAUCAUUGCUGAGAAACCGCUGAUCCUGGCCAUGACUUCUGGGACGUCGGGAGCCAGCGCCAUGCUGCUCAGCACCAAGGACACCAACACGGAGUUCUUCCUGCAGGGAGUGACUGUGUGUUUGGAUGCCAUGGGAAGAGCAUUUCCUGCGACGGACAGCCUUCAGCGCACCACCAAGUUCUUCUACUCGCCUACUUUUCGCCAGUCUGAGGCCGGUGUUCCCAUCGGACCGAACUCCUCCACGCCAGCCUCCUCCCGCCACAUGCUCAACCUCUACACCACCCCAGCAGCCGCCUUUGAGGUUCCCAGUGAGAAGGACACCCUCUACUUGCAUCUCCUGUUUGCUCUCAAAGAUCCCAGUGUGGGAACGCUGGAUUCCAACUUUGCUUCCACAGUCUUCUAUGCUUUCAGUGCUUUACAGGAUCGCUGGCAGGAGCUUGUUGAGGACAUUGAACAAGGGGAGGUUAGCAGCGCUCUGGCUCUGGAGACCAAAGUGAGGUCCAGGCUCGAGGCUGCGAUGAAGCCGGACCCAGAGAGGGCCGCUCAGCUCAGGGCCCACUUCCAGGAAGGUUUCUGUGGGAUCGCCAAGCGGCUGUGGCCUCACCUCCACCUGGUGCUGGCAGUAGACUCAGGCUCCAAUCAGAUCUAUGGGGAAAUGUUGAGGGAGAACUACUGCCGGGGAGUGCCUUUCUAUUCGCCUUUCUACGCUGCUACUGAAGGUCUGAUAGGGGUGAACCUGUGGCCUCAGGAGCCAAACAGACGCUACAUGCUGUGUCCUCGUUCAAUGUUCUGCGAGUUCCUGCCAGAGAGCAGCCUGGAGGAGGAGACCCCUCACACGCUGCUGAUGGAGGAGGUGAAGGAGGGACAAAACUACGAGCUCGUCAUCACAAACGCUUCAGGACUCUUCAGGUAUCGCAUUGGAGACAUCGUGAAAGUAGUCGGAUUCCACAACCAGUGUCCCAUUGUUGAGUUUCAGUACAGACGGGGUCAGAUGUUGAGCGUUCGGGGGGAGAAAGUUUCUGAGGCAUUGUUCCUCAAUGCUCUGAAGAAAGCGGUUGCUCAGUGGCAGGGAGCUCAGCUGGUUGACUACUGCUGCGCUGAGAGCGGCAUCAUGGGAGAUUCCAUAGGCGGCUCAGAUCCUCAUUACCAGGUCUUUAUCGAGAUGAAAGGUGUGAGAAACCUCACAGAGGAGCAACGAUACAAGUUGGACAUCUGUCUCCAGCAGGACUCUGCUGUCUACAAGUCCUUUCGUGUCAAAGGCAGCAUCGGACCGAUGAGGGUGCAGCUGGUGGCGGAGGGUGCGUUCAAGGAACUCCGCAAACAAAUGAUGGCCUUCUCGAACACCUUGCCCAACACCUUCAAAAUGCACCGAGUGCUGCGCAGGAAAGAAUACGCUGACUUCCUCCUGGGAAAGACCGUUUCCUGAAACCUCCCGUUGUUUGCGGAGAAAGAGACAAAGCUUGUGGACUCUGUGCAAAAUCUGGACACAACAGCAGGAGAUGUUUCGUCUCCGUAUUCCCUUUUGUUUCUCCUGGUAGACGGAUGUAACACACUGGAUGUAAAGUUAAGUAUGCAAUGUGUAGCUCUAGUUAACUCAGAUACAUCAUUUUUCUCGACUUGCUUCUGACGUUUGUCUCCAGAACUGUCAUUUAAUCUCAGCAUGCUCUCUUUCCUAAAUUACCAUAUUCAGAUACUGUUGCACUGGACUCCUGGAGUGAGCUCCCAGUUUCUGCUCUCCUUAAGUCCUGUUGGCAUUUUAAAACCAGAUUAAUGGAAAGAUUCAAUAUAGUGUAGACUGCGCCUCAUGAUUCCCAUGCCAGCAUGCAGCAAACGGGAUUAGCUUGCUCGUUUCUGCCUGCAUACUUGAUUUAAAUCAGACUGUACUUGUGCUAGUGCAUACACUACCAGUGGCAGGAUUUAUUGUCACCACUAGGGGGGGUAGUCAUGUAGGCAAGACUUCUACAAUAGCUGUUAUCAUGCUGUCUACCACAGGUCUUAUUGUCUUAAUUUAACAGUGGAUUCUUAGUCAUGACUUUUAGUGCCUUCAUCUCGAUUACUGGUCUCUCAUUGUAAGUCAGAAUACAUGAAAUCUCAGGCUGUAAGAGAUUUCUGAAGUUUAAAUGUAGCAAAGAGGUCUUUUUUUUACUGGCAGAUCAGAGAGAGUAGAGACUUAUAAUAAUGUCUUCAGCAUCAUUAUGUAAUUUAAUGAAAAUGAUAUACUUAGAAUACUAAACAAGCCCACGUCUGAGAUGACCCUCUUAACUCUCGUGUUGUUGCAUGACACGCUUCUCUCCUUCACAAAAUGGGCUAAUAUUUUUAGUAACGUCCCAUUUCAGCAGAGAUUUGUCACUACUUGCACUUUAUUUCGUCUUCAUAGUGUGAUCAGGCCGAAACAGGAGUCAAAUAAGCCGUUUCAUGACAUGGAGACUCGAGGGAACAGAGGCUGAGAUGUUGAAGCUGUAUAUAUAUUCAUAUUUUAUUAUGCCUGUUUAGUGGGGUUCCAGGGUAUAAUAUAAUGACAGCAUGGUAGGUAAAUAUUUCCAGUUUCUUUAUCCUCUCGCCAUGUAUUUGUUUAUUCGUGACAGAGUGUCGUCUUUCUCUGAUUGGUGUUUAGUGAAAUGGUGUGUGUCUGUCAUCCUCACAGGCCUCGAGGAUUUACGCGCGCAGAGCUUCUUGGCACAUCUGUUCAGUCACAAGUUAAUUCAAUGUAAACAGCAGGGAUUUGAGAAUGACAGGCCUGUUUUCUCAAUGGGUUUGCUGAGGGAUGGAGGGUGUAUUUGAUUGAGAGAGGAGACGUUGCAUGUUGAGUAAAUGAUGCCGACUACAGAGAUUAUCUAUCCUACAGUUUAAAUCAGGAUUGUAGCUGCAGAUUUUCAUUGAAGUUUAAAGUUGUAGAUAAGAGUCCUUUUUGUAAAUAUAACAAACAAUUGUUCAAAGAUGUAUUCAACCCUUUUUAAAGCACCUCCAAAAUCUGGGAAAAUACCAGCAGAACUGUGGGAAAUAUAGUUAGGAUCAUAUUUCACCUGGCCGUCUGUGCGUCACUCUGUCGUAUUAGACUAGUAGCUAGUGAGCAUGUUUAAUGGAUUAGACUCUUUAUUAGCGACAAGCAGAGAUGGAUGAACUACAAGAAGAGAAGUCAUUAAAAAUAAAUAGCAGCGAUGAGCUGCCAGGGCUUGAAUAGAAUCCGAGAGGAGGAACAGUACUUCCUUACAGUCUGAGAGCCAGUCUUUGACUUUCACUGGUUGUGUUUUUCCUCUUUGUUCUCCCAAUGCAGCUCACCUGUGCUGCCAGCCGGAUGGAUUGAUUGUGCUUUUUUUUUCUCCAGCACUUUCUCUCUGACAUCAUAUCAAUGUUGAGUUCAGAAAAUUGUCUUUUCUAACACUCAGAAACAGAAUGUAUCAGACUCCACACAUGUACACAUGUUCUCGCUGCAAAUAACUACAUGCACACAGUACUAUGGCUAUUAUCAUUCACCUCUUCCUUGACCUGUUUAUUCUCAUCUCAGUUGCUGCCGGGACUGCCAAAACAGAUCAAAACCAAACUUUUCCCCCCCCAAAGAUUACAAACUUCAUUUCUGUCUUGAGGAAGCGCCCACACAGCUGCUGAAUCUGCUCAAGUUUUCCCAGAUUACCGACGCCUUCACAAGAAACUUGUAUAUUUCGUUUUCUUUUCUCAUCCAUUUCUGUUUGC